Penicillium salamii is the source of this 2193-nucleotide messenger RNA. The record is from the annotation of a GenBank genome assembly. Lineage: Eukaryota; Fungi; Ascomycota; Eurotiomycetes; Eurotiales; Aspergillaceae.
AUGGCGGACGAACUGGAUUACCUCUAUCCAGACUUCGAUCUCAACUCCCUCACCGUUCCUCGACUCCGCUCUAUCCUCGUCAAUCACGAUGUUCCAUACCCUGCGUCAGCGAAGAAAUCUCAGUUGAUCGAGAUCCUCCACGAUGAAGUGCUUCCACAGGCGCGAAAGAUCUUGCGCGAUCGUGAGAGAGUGCGACGAACAAGUGCAGGAAUCACAGACAUGGGCAGUCGAUCGAAUUCAGUGGCUAGCGACAUAGAUGAAAGGGACUCGAUGCCUCCUCCCCCCACGCCUUCGACCGUCGGCUCCACAAGCAGAGGCCAGCGAGGCACCUCGCGACGUAGUACACGUCAGUCAACUGCGGAUACCGAUGAUGGGUUUGCACCCACCACCCCAGCUAGAGCGCCCAAGCGCACGAGUGUGGCUCGAUCGGUGGGUAAGCAUGUCCGCACUUCGGAUACGGAAACUGGCGAUGAUACACUCGCCACCCCUGUGGCUGCUACACGCCCUACGCCUCGUAAAUCCACCGCCAAGAAGCUGCGUCGCAGCGAAGUUCUCCCUUCCACAGAGACCGAGGAACCCACCCCUGGGAUUAAAUCAGAACCCCGCGAUGACGGCAUGUUUACAGACGAUAACCCUUUCCAGAGUGGAAGUCCGGAAGCACCCAAGAGUACAAGGAAGAGCCUCGAGGCUAAACGCAAGAGUGGCUCGCGCCUGUCUACCGAAAGCCCAGCUCGCGGUCGACCACUCAGAUCGCGACUAUCAGCAACACCUUCAAGUCUCCACCAGGAUGACGGUUACCAGGCUCCCCGGCGCGAGUCAUUUGAUUUUGCAUCGCGGCUUUUGCCAACACAGGAAGAGCCAGAAGAGUCGGAGGAAUCUGAGGAGGAUGACGAUGAGAGUGAAGUUAAUGCGGGUGAAGAAUUCACCCCGGAGGAACAGCUCGCCAUGUCUAUGGAACAGCACCAAUAUCCGCCACAAGUUCAAAGACGACGUACUCAGAAUCAGGGAGCUCUCAGCCGCUUGGCACCUUGGGUGGUGAUUCUUUCUCUCGCCGGCAGUUUUGGAACUUGGUGGCGCAAAGAAAAGCUUGAGAUUGGAUACUGUGGUCUGGGCAAGCCCACUUGGUCUUUGGCUGAUACUAAGGUUCCUGAUUGGGCGAAUGUUCUGGAGCCUCGAUGUGAGCCGUGCCCAAGCCACGCUUUCUGCUACCCUGACUUCGAGGUGCGCUGCGAAAAUGAUUUCUUGUUGAAACCGCACCCUCUCGCUCUGGGUGGCUUGGUUCCUUUGCCUCCCACCUGUGAACCUGAUAGCGAAAAAGCACGUCGUGUGAAGGCAGUCGCCGAUAAAGCCGUUGAAGAGCUUCGCGAACGUCGCGCGAAGUGGGAAUGUGGACAGCUGAAAGAUGAUGGCAAAGAUGUUCGCUCCCCUGAUAUCAGCGAGCCCGACCUCAGAGAAGAGGUAGCGAGAAAGCGCCGCAGGGGCUUGAGUGACAGUGAAUUUGAGGACCUUUGGAAGGGUGCAAUUGGAGAGGUGAUUGGCAAGGAUGAAGUUGUUAGCAAGACUAAGCAACCUUCCGGCGUCGUCGUCUUAUCCUCCACCUCAAUCGCGAGGCUCCCCCUCAGAUGCGCCAUCCGCCGCCACUUCCGACUCGCUCUCGUCGCGUAUCGACUCCCUAUUUUCCUUCUAAUCUUGGUUCUUGGUCUCCUCGGGUAUGCUCGCGCACGCGUCCUUGCCCGCCGCUCUGAUAUCGCCCGCGUCCCCGAACUAGUAGCUACCACCCUCGACCGCCUGUCUACACAGGCUGCGCUUUGUGCCCGCGGCGACGCCAAAGAGCCCUACGUCUCCAUUGGACAGCUGCGUGAUGAUGUCCUUCGCUUUGAGCUACAGGGCAAGCGUCGUGAGGAGCUCUGGCGCCGCGUUUCCCGCUUCGUUGAGGGCAAUGCGAAUGUUCGUGCUGCUAUUCGUGAAGGACGGAGUGGUGACGUUUCUCGGGUCUGGGAGUGGAUUGGUGGAAUCAACGCCAUCAGUGAGCCUGACCAAAAUCGACGUCGUGAGAGUGCACGAUUCUCCAUUCCCUCUCCAUCUGGUAAUAUUGCCAUGGGCCCGCAGACUCCUAAAGACGAGGGCAACCCCGAGCCACUGUCAAGCCCACGAGAGAACCGUCGUUGGGAUGAGGGCCGUCCUAUCUAUUAA